AUGGCGACAGAAUCUCGGAGCACGAUCAGCGCCGUCUGCUGGGUGCCUCGAGGCAAGGCCGCUCUGAAUCCCGCGUCCUACGUGCUGGCGUCGCAAGAGCUGGCUGAGCUGCGCAGCCUGAAAGACAGUCUGCUGAAAGGGAGGAAGAGGAAAGAAAAGCAGGCGCCAGAGAAAGAAUCUCGAGACACGCCCUCCGACAAAAAAGAGGAAGAGGACGAAGCAGAUUGGGAAGACGAAGACGGAGACAGCUCCGAGGAAGAAGACGAUACAGGAGAGAGAGAUGAACAAGAUGUAGACAUGGAAGAUGACGAAGAGGAAGAAGAAGGUUCGCAGUUUUUCGGCGUGCUCAAGGAGGACGGCGCCGCCACGCUGAACGACCCGUACCUGCAGAUGGGCGAGGAAGACAGCGAUGAAGAAGAAGCAAACAUCAUUCUGCCCACAGACCUCAUCCUCGUCGCUGCGACGGCUGAACACGACUUCAGUUCCCUCGAGGUGUACGUCUACGACGAAGACAGAGGCAGCUUUUACGUCCACCAUGACAUCCUGACGGGCGGUUUCCCGCUGUGCCUCGAGUGGCUGAACAUCAGUCCGGCGACGCCGGGGCAGGCGAACCUCGUCGCCAGCGGCUCGUUCGAUCCUGAAAUCAGCAUCUGGAAUUUGGAUGUCUUGGACCGAGUCGACGCUGUAUGUACACUCGGCAAGAAGAAGGAAAUGGGUCUGCAGAAGCGCGGGCGCGCUGACAAGAGAAAGCGGCGCGCGAAGCAAACACAGGCUGCCGACGCGCAAGGACGCGCCGAGUCGCGACACAGCACGGAUGGCAAUGACUCCCACGAAGGCCCAGUCAUGUGUCUCCAUGCCUCCCCCAUAAAAAGUCAAAUCCUCGCGAGUGGAUCGGCGGAUGAAACCGUGCGCAUCUGGGACCUGACGAGUGGCGCCUGCCUGCACACGUAUCGGCAUCAUCAGAACAAGGUCCAGGCGCUGCGGUGGCAUCCAGUCGAAGAGGCAGUGCUCCUCUCGGCAUCCUACGACCGCCGCGCCGCCCUUCUUGACGUGCGCCAACCAGACAAAGUGAUGUACGCGCCUCUGAACGCAGAUGCAGAAGCCUGCUGCUGGGACAGGCAUCGCCCCAUGCAUUUCUGGGCCUCUGCUGAAGACGGCAGCGUCAGUUGCAUCGAUGUUCGAAAGCUGUCCAGCGCGUCCUCGCGAGCGUCGUCCUCGAAAGCUUCAAGCGCCUCCCUAGUCUGGUCCCUGCGCGCGCACAAAGGUGCGGCCUCUGGGCUCACCGACAGCAAAAUCAAGGACUUGAUGGUCACGAGCGGCAUCGACGGCGUCGCGAAGCUGUGGCACGUCGCGGGAUGCUCCGGUGCCGCGGAAGCGGAGGCCUCCGCUAGCGUCGAGACUGCGGCGAAAACGGCUGCUCCGUCUCUCGUCUUUGAAAGAGAUUUGAAAGGAGGACCGCUCUACUGCUGCGAAAGCAAUGAAGAUCUGCCGAAUGUCCUCGGCUUUGGCGGCAACUGCGUCGUGCUGUGGGAUAUCACCGACACCGACGUUGUGAAAAGAGCUUUCCACCUCAACGGCUAG
Molecule: messenger RNA, 1581 nt
Organism: Neospora caninum
Lineage: Eukaryota; Apicomplexa; Conoidasida; Eucoccidiorida; Sarcocystidae
Product: histone acetyltransferase type B subunit 2,related
Exons: 8
Coding region: 1-1581 (526 amino acids)
Biological process (GO): rRNA processing
Cellular component (GO): nucleus
Molecular function (GO): protein binding
Source: RefSeq, a predicted model, not a curated record